Molecule: messenger RNA, 1137 nt
Organism: Symbiodinium pilosum
Lineage: Eukaryota; Dinophyceae; Suessiales; Symbiodiniaceae
Source: the annotation of a GenBank genome assembly
AUGUUCCUGAAGCUGGGCCCUGAUGAGAUCGAGUACGAUGCGAAGUUCCAGCUCUACCUUCAGUCAAAGCUGCCGAAUCCGCACUUCCGCCCUGAGGUCUCCGCGCAGUGCACCGUUGUGAAUUUCAUCGUAACACCUGAGGGGCUCGAGGAGCAAGUCUUGGCCAUGGUUGUCAAUUGCGAGAAGCCGCAGCUUGAAGAAGAGAAGCAGUCCUUGGUGCGACGGCAGAACGAGUACAAGGUGGUGCUGAGCCGGCUCGAAGACGAGCUGCUGAGCCAGCUCUCCGCCGCAGAUCCAACUACCAUACUGGAUAACCUACCUCUUAUCGAGGGCUUGGAGAAGACCAAGCAGACCAGCCGUGAAAUUGGGGUGCAAGUGGCGGAGGCGCAGAAGACAGAGGUUGAAAUCAAUCAUUCCCGAGAGCUCUAUCGGCCCGUCGCUGCAGAAGGCUCAAUGCUUUUCUUCCUGAUCAACCAGCUGUGUGUUGUACAGCACAUGUACCAGUACUCUUUGGAUGCAUUCAACACCUUCCUGCAAAAAGCCAUUGACCGGACACAGGGGGCGGAGGACAUCCAUGAGCGCACAGAAUUGCUCAUUGCUUCGGCUCGGCUUACCGUUUUCCGUUGGGUCAACCGUGGCCUUUUCGAGGAUCACAAGCUCAUCUUCUGUACCAUGCUGGCCUUUCGACUGCUGACCUUGCGGCAGCUUCAAGAGGACUUUGUCCCGAGCCACUUCUCAUUCCUGCUCCGGGCACCUUCAGUGCCAAUCGUAAAUGAGAAUCCUCUCUCAGACUGGCUCCUGGACAAGAGCUGGGCCAUGGUACUGAAGCUUGUGGAAUUGGAGGGCUUUGAAAACUUUGCGCAGAAUAUGGAGCGCGACGCUCCGAACCGCUUCCGGGACUGGAUGGCGGAGCCGGCUCCAGAGGAUGCCAAGCUGCCACUGGACUGGAAGACCUUGGAUGCGAAGUACUUCCGUCUGAGGCUGGUUAUUCGAUGUCUGCGGCCUGACCGGAUGUCCAUCGCUUUGGCCAAGUGGGUCAGGAGACUCUGCCUUUCCUGCCUUUCAACUUACGGACCAUCAUCUUACGAACUUUGCAAUUUGCAGGCAGAGUCUCCCAAGCGGCAAAGAUUACAUUGA